GUGACGAUGAAGAGCUGUCCAGGGACAGAGACGUGUAUGUGACUACCCACACUCCCAGAAACACCAGGGACGAGGGCGCUGCAGGCCUCAGGCCCUCUGGUACUGUCAGUUGUCCUAUCUGCAUGGAUGGAUACUCAGAGAUUGUGCAGAAUGGACGUCUCAUCGUUUCCACAGAAUGUGGCCAUGUCUUCUGUAGCCAGUGCCUCCGUGAUUCCCUGAGGAAUGCUAAUACUUGCCCAACUUGUAGGAAAAAGAUCAACCACAAACGGUACCACCCCAUUUAUAUAUGAAGUAUUCAGAGCUGCUCAGAGAGACGGAUGGACAGACAGACAG
Cebus imitator (Panamanian white-faced capuchin) is the source of this 333-nucleotide messenger RNA. RefSeq names its product E3 ubiquitin-protein ligase RNF4. The transcript is spliced from 3 exons. The record is from RefSeq and is a predicted model, not a curated record. NCBI's taxonomy places the organism in Eukaryota, Metazoa, Chordata, Mammalia, Primates, Cebidae. Gene Ontology annotation, biological process: positive regulation of transcription by RNA polymerase II. The annotation marks the transcript as partial. Gene Ontology annotation, molecular function: zinc ion binding; transcription factor binding.